AUGGAAGACUCGACCUCUUCGAGCCAAGAAAAGGAAAACCAGCAAGUGGGAGAAGCCGUGCGGCUGUCGGGGGGACGCGCGGCAGCUUCCGCCCGGGAUCCCGCACCCCAGCAGCCGGGGCCCGGCGCAAGGCAGGACUUCGGGGCGCCCCAGCAGCCGGGCCGGGCCAGCAGGGGCGCCCCCGAGUCUGGCAGCGCUCGGGCCGACGCCCUGGGGCCGCCGACUGGCGAGAGGGGCCUGCCUGGAGGCGGGCGGCGGGAGGCUGGCUCCGCGCCGCGUCCGCCGUGCAGGCGGAGCGGCGCGCUCCCUCGAGCGCAGGAGCUGAGAGCCGGCGGCGCCCAGGAGCGGAGCGCCGCGCCGCGGGCCUCGCAGGCCGGCUGCCGCGAGCUCGAGGUCGCCGUGCGGAACGCCAAGGGCUACCUGCUUCGGGUCAGCAGCAAGACUGGCUUGAGCCUAUAUGAUCAUCUUUCUAAUAUGCUGACCAAGAUAUUAGAUGAGCGUCCUGAAAAUGCUGUUGACAUCAUUGAAAAUAUCAGCCAAAAUGUGAAAAUGGCACAUUUUAGUAAAAAGUUAGAUACACUCCAAAAUGAGAAUGAGAUGCUCCCAACAUAUGAAAUAGCUGAAAGGCAAAAGGCUCUUUUUCUCCUGGGACAUUUGGAGGGAGCUGACCAAGAACUGGAAGAUGAAAUAGCAGAAAACUCUCUUCCAAAUGUAAUGGAGUCUGCUUUUUAUUUUGAACAAGCUGGAGUUGGUUUGGGCACAGAAGAGACUUACCGCAUAUUUCUUGCCCUCAAACAACUCACUGAUACCCACCCGGUCCAAAAAUGCCGUUUCUGGGGCAAGAUCUUGGGCCUGGAAAAGAAUUAUGUUAUAGCUGAGGUAGAAAUUCGUGAGGGAGAAGAGGACGAGGAAGUGGAAGAGGAGGAUGUAGCUGAAGCUGAAGAGAGGGACAACGGUGAAAGUGAUGCUGACAGAGAUGAGUUACCCAGGCCCUUCUAUAAGCCCCCACAGGCGGUUCCCAAAGAAGAAACUAGGACAGGUACCAACAAAUAUGUCUACUUUGUUUGCAAUGAACCAGGAAGACCAUGGGUGAAGUUACCAUCAGUCACACCUGCACAAAUUGUUACUGCAAGAAAAAUCAAGAAGUUUUUUACUGGCCGAUUGGAUGCUCCCAUCAUAAGCUACCCACCUUUUCCAGGAAAUGAGAGCAAUUACUUACGAGCACAAAUUGCCCGAAUUUCAGCAGGGACCCAUGUCAGUCCUCUAGGGUUCUAUCAGUUUGGUGAAGAGGAAGGAGAGGAAGAGGAAGAUGUAGAAAGUGGACGAGACAGCUUUGAAGAAAACCCUGAUUUUGAAGGCAUUCAAGUACUUGAUCUGGUGGAAUCUCUAUCCAAUUGGGUUCAUCACGUACAGCACAUUCUCCCUCAGGGUCGCUGUACUUGGUUCAACCCCAUACCAAAACAUGAGGAGGAAGAAGAGGAAAAUGAAGAAAAAGAAGAAAAAGGAGAAGAACCUGACUAUCUGGAACAGGAAAUAGGGCCUCCUCUUUUGACCCCAAUUUCUGAAGAUUUAGAGAUUCUGAAUACACCCGCUUGGACAACACGACUAUCCUCAAGUGUCAUUCCACAAUAUGCUAUUGCUGUCCUUCGAUCUAACCUUUGGCCUGGAGCAUAUGCGUUUUCCACUGGCAAAAAAUUUGAAAAUUUCUAUAUAGGCUGGGGAUAUAAGUAUAGUGUGGAUAAUUACGCACCCCCAGUUCCACCACCAGUUUAUCAAGAAUACUCCAGUGGGCCAGAAAUUACAGAAAUGGAUGACCCAAGUGUGGAGGAGGAGCAGGCUUUCAGAGCUGCACAGGAAGCAACUGAACAUGCAGCUCAGGACAAUGAAGAAUCCGAGGAAGAUGAAGAUGACAACUCAGAAUAUCAUUAGCCUGAUCUGUACCGCUGCAGAAUUAACACAUACAAAGCUCUUCUAUGAGACUAAUUUUAUAUUGGACAGGAAUUACUCAUGCUGCAUGAUUCCUUGAAAAUACCAAACCUGACAUUUCGUAUGUACAACUAUUAUUAUGAGUUGAAAGAACUUUUUUUUUUUUUUUUGGUGGAACCAGGGAUUGAACUCAGGCCCUUGUGCUAGCCAAGCAAGUGCUUAUUCUACUGAGCCAUCUCCCCGGGCCCCUAGAAUCAUUCUCAAUAGAUCAUUAUGUUCUGAUAACCAUGGCUAAAGGGAAACAUACGUUUGCUGUUUCAAAAAGUCUCAC
Molecule: messenger RNA, 2257 nt
Organism: Octodon degus (degu)
Lineage: Eukaryota; Metazoa; Chordata; Mammalia; Rodentia; Octodontidae
Gene: Rsph4a
Product: radial spoke head 4 homolog A
Exons: 6
Coding region: 1-1929 (642 amino acids)
Biological process (GO): cilium movement involved in cell motility; axoneme assembly; cilium assembly
Cellular component (GO): axoneme; radial spoke
Source: RefSeq, a predicted model, not a curated record